Papilio xuthus (Asian swallowtail) is the source of this 2802-nucleotide messenger RNA. It is a transcript of the gene l(3)77CDf, whose product is annotated as phosphatidylserine synthase 1 homolog l(3)77CDf. The record is from RefSeq and is a predicted model, not a curated record. Gene Ontology annotation, biological process: phosphatidylserine biosynthetic process. Gene Ontology annotation, molecular function: L-serine-phosphatidylethanolamine phosphatidyltransferase activity. Lineage: Eukaryota; Metazoa; Arthropoda; Insecta; Lepidoptera; Papilionidae. The transcript has 7 exons. The coding region runs from base 209 to 1495 and encodes 428 amino acids.
GUGAUCUUUGAAGUGAAUAGGUUAAAUUAGUUAUAAUAAUUUACUUAAGUUAUAAUUUCAUUACGAAAUAUACCGGUAUUGGCUAUUGUAAAAUUAUGCCACUAAGUCACUUUCUUUACGAGUGAAGUUUAUUCUAUGUAGUACCCAAAAAUUACUAUUAUAUCACUCCAAUUAUCCUUCUGUAUAAUUUAAAUGAAAUAACUGAACAAUGCGAAAAGUCAACGAAAAGGCAAUGAAGAAUAUUAAUAAUUACGCAUCCAAUGAUUAUGUGGAUGCCUUUAGUUAUAUAAAUGAAAGGCCAGUAGAUGACAUAUCACUGGAAUUUUUUUAUAAACCCCACACGAUAACUCUUUUGGCAGUUUCUAUUGCUACUGUCAUCUAUACUGCCUUUGUAAGAGAUGAAUCUACAAUACAAGACAAUAUCUGGUCUGGCACCUGCUGUGUCGUUUUCUUCUUCCUCAUUAUAUCCGUUCUAACCUUUCCCAAUGGACCUUUUACAAGACCACAUCCAGCAGUUUGGAGAAUUGUAUUUGGAGCUUCAGUACUUUAUCUUCUCGCACUCUUAUUUUUGCUAUUUCAAAGUCACUCCACUGUAAAUGAAAUAAUGUAUUGGAUUGAUCCAAAUCUACGAAACUUUCAUAUUGAUAUGGAUAAGGAAUAUGCCGUGAAUUGCUCUGACAUUUCCAUAGCCAAAGUUUGGUCUCAUGUUGAUGUUUUUGCUUGGGGUCACUUCUUAGGAUGGAUGUUUAAAGCAAUUCUGUUCAGACAUACGGGCCUACUAUGGGCCAUUUCAAUUAUGUGGGAAAUUACUGAAAUAGCAUUUGCACAUUUACUUCCUAACUUCCUAGAGUGUUGGUGGGACUCCAUAAUAUUAGAUGUCUUAAUUUGCAAUGGUUUUGGUAUUUGGUGUGGUUUAAAAAUAUGUAAAGUUUUAGAAAUGAGAGAAUAUAAAUGGGUCAGUAUAAGGGACAUUUCUUCAACUACAGGCAAAAUUAAAAGAGCUAUUCUUCAAUUUACACCAGUACAAUGGACACCAGUUAGAUGGCUGGAUCCCAAUUGCACUUACAUGCGAUUCUUUGCUUUAAGCCAGUUGGUUGUAUUUUGGCAAAUAUCUGAACUUAAUACUUUCUUCUUGAAACAUAUAUUUGAAAUGCCUCCAUCACACCCUUUAGUGAUUGCACGGCUGUGUCUCAUUGGAGUGAUUGUAGCCCCAUCCGUCAGGCAAUAUUACACAUAUGUGACGGACUCAAGAUGUAAGAGAGUGGGUACUCAGUGUUGGGUGUAUGGAGCUAUCAUGGUAACUGAGUCCAUGCUAUGUAUUAAAAAUGGCAAAGAACUAUUUGGUCAAGCUCAAGUUUGCAAUGUUAUUGUUUGGCUAGUUAUUCAAAUUUUAGUGUCAAUAGGUUGUGUAUAUGGGGUAGUCUUGUACCAUCGAUAUUUUGAGCCGUCUGUAAACUUGAAUGUGGAGACCCCCAAAAAAGACAAACAGAAUUAAAAAGAUAUGACAGACUUGAUAUUAUUAAAAUUAGAUCUAUGUUGUGAUGUUAAUAGCCUAAUGAUUGACUGCUAAAUAUUAUUCAACGUAUUCUAGAGACGCCAAAUAUAAUUUAUUAGAUUUACUAUUAAAUUAUUAUUGUUCUGACUUCUUCCUGUAGAUUUAAUAUUAUGAAAGUCAAGUAUGUGAUACUGCUGGUACUAUGACCAAAGUGUGUUUGGGAUAGUAACUGCUGGCAAUUGUUAUCCAUAAAGGCAUUUUACCUUUGUUUUAAGCUCUAGUCUGAAGUUUAGUUUAAGAUUGUGAUGUCAUUUAAAUGAUUAAUAUCAGACACAAAAACUUUCCAUCGAUGUAAUUUUUGCGUAGCGACUUUAAUUUUAGUAGGUUUUAAUCUAAUUGGUGAAUAGAAAUGAAAUACGGAUUUCUUUUCUCACACUUAAUUGAUGACUUUGAUUUACAUUAUAACAGAUACAAGAGUAUACUGCUGAUCUUGAUAGAAAAGUAUGAAGGAGAUAUGACUUAAUUAUUACUUUUUGAGUUAGUGCGUCUAUCAAAUGUAUAUCAAUUCAAUACAACAUGUCAAGAAGUAAAUUGUUGUUUUAUUGCAAGACAGUCAAACUAAGUUAAAAAAUAAAGAAAUAAAUAUUAAAUGUUUUAUAUCUAAUACUUACAAACAAUUUGCAGAUAACUGUAAUAAAAAAAUAAUAUUGUAUUAUUGUUGCCUUGCAAUUAUACAACUAUGUUUCGCCAAUGUUUCCCAUUAUACUAAUCGUUUCUCAUAAUUAUAUUGCCAUUUAUUAAAUGUAAAAAUUGACGUAAGAAACUUUAUACAUUCAUACAAUUAGUACAUCAAAUACUAUUAAUGGUUUUAGUGAUGUGCCGGAACAUUAAAAUGCAUAAAUGUGGAUAUGAGUUAUUGACAUCGAAUUGCACGGAUAUGGAUCCUAUAUUGUUUCAACUCAAAUUCGAGUCGUUUUUCUAUUCGAUUGGAAGGGUGUGUUAAUUAAUUAUUGUUAAUAUCUGCAAUUUAUUCAUAGAAUGUGAUAGUUAGGUGUUUGUGAUUAAUAUUGAAUGUUUUACUGUCACCCUAGUUUCGAAAGAAACUUCGAAGAUCCUAAUUAUUCGUCCCAUCUCUUGAUGUCUAUGUUGUCUUACCGUGGGUUUCUGACACCAAAAUCUCUGUGUUAAACGUAUCGUCAACCCGUCAUUAUCUUGGAUAACAGAGAGAUAGAUAGCAAUAUGUUUUAAACGGAGAUUUAGGACUCAGAAAACCACGGUUAAUAAUAUAAUCUGUAAUUUUAAUUAAC